AAUAAUUAUAAUUUUCUCAAUUUGGAAGUGUACGCACGUGAAUUUGUAAUUUUUCCAAGUUUUUGUUUGACAGUAUUUUAUUUGGGAACAUAGUCGUAAAAUAUUCAAACAACAAUGACAGAUUUCUUUAAUAACAAUAGUGAUAGUUUUGACUUGGGUUCCUCGUCUGGUACCGGAACUACUGAUAAAUUGAAAGCCGAUGAAAUACAAAAAGUUAUAAUGAUGGAACAACAGAAAGCUCAAUUAAAUGCUCAAAUACAAGAGAUCAGUGAAAUGUGUUGGGAGAAGUGUGUGGAUAAACCAUCAGCAAAGCUUGGUACAAAAACAGAAGCGUGCCUUUCAAACUGUGUUAAAAGAUUUUUCGACUCUUCAGUUAUUAUUGCACAUAGAUUCAAUCAGUUGAUCCAAAGGUCCAACACUGGUUAGCCAAAUAUCCACGUUUUUGUGUUUUAUUCUUUAUUAUAAUGUUAAUUCUGUAGUAAUUGAACGAGAACUUUUCAAUAUAAAUCAAGUAAUAUAAAUUGUUUUGCAUAGUUCUGUAUUGAUUGUACAUACCUAUAGUUUGAGUGAAACUUGCUUGUUAUAAUAUUAUUAAUGUUCUAUAUUGUUCAAAAUAAAAUAAAAUAUAGUUUAUAAUAUUAUUAUUUACAAAUAGUUUGCAAUAUGUUGACUUUUUGGUUUUUUAAUAGUUCUAAACAUUUAAAAAAAAAAAUCAACGAGUUUAAUAAUAAUGUACACUUAACUGUCUGAAUGUUCUUAACAAUAUGAAUUGAUGAGCCUACUUAAAAUGUAAUUUAUUUAUUAUAAGUAAAUAAAUAAUAGUUUCCACUACCUAUCAUAAAAUAGUAAUAAACUUAAAAAUAAUACGUAUAUACAAUUUUAGUUGUAUCCUAGGUAAAUAUUAAACUUGUAGAUUUUUUGUCUUAUUAAUAAUUAUUAAUUAUCAUGCAACAUACCUAAUAAUUUGAAUAAAUUGAGAAUAAUAAAUCCAAAAUCCAAACAAA
Messenger RNA from Acyrthosiphon pisum (pea aphid), 1004 nucleotides. RefSeq names its product translocase of inner membrane 8 (gene Tim8). The record is from RefSeq and is marked provisional. Lineage: Eukaryota; Metazoa; Arthropoda; Insecta; Hemiptera; Aphididae.